UCCCACAGCCUAUAGUGCCUGAUAGAGACACAGAUCAUAUACUGCUUGCUGCCUUGGGGGAAUUUCACUGAAAAGCCUCUGAGACCGAUUCUAAGGUACUGGUGUUCCCAGGUCCUGUACAGAUAUCGAGUUAAGACUGAAUGUUGUUUUGAGACAGAGAACUUUGAUCCAAAAGGAGGAUGGUCUUGAUCUGGAAUCAUAUUCUUUGCAUGAUCAUUACACUUGUUGAAAAAAAUUAUAUGGCAUUGAGUGGACUCUCAGUUCCAAAAACUGCUUUGUUUAUCAGGUUGUGAAGACCAACGGCAUCAAGGGGCAUAACCAUGGAUCCUCAACAAAGAGAUCAAGCCAUUCGCCAGGGCCAGUCUGGACCAAUGCCUUUCCCUCAGGAGGCACAGAACAACCUGCAGAAUUUCCUAAAGGGGAAGCCAGUUAUUCUUGGGGUGAGCCAAAUCGUGAUUGGCUUAAUGAAUAUUUAUCUAUGGCUUAUGGUAAAAGUCUUCCUUUCAUUCUAUGAACGAUAUCUAGUCCCAGGGAAUGCUGCAUAUUUCUUCAUUUUCCUUUUGGGACCAAUUUUUUUAAUCAUAUCCGGAACUGUGUCUAUUGUGUCUGGAAAGAAGACAACAAAACAGAUGAUCUGUGGCAGCGUUGGAGCAAACACUGUGGCAGCCGUAUCAACAGGAUUGUCACUAAUAAUCCUUGCACUCAGAAUGACCCUAUCCUAUUACUUCUUAAACAUAUCAGCUCAUUAUUUCAUAACUGGGAUUUUGUUUAUGAAGCUUGCCCUCAUCAUCUUGGGAUUCAUCAUCUCGGUGUUGCUGUCUGCAUUUGGAUGCAGUGCUGUCUGCUGUGAUAUGACCUCCGUGGUUGUCGACUUAUCCUCCAAUGAGCAUGGACUUCCCAUAACUGUUCUUUAUCCUGACUAUGAUGAGGUGGCUUUCUAACCCACUUAGUUGUUUGAUAUGUCAACUUUUGAAUUAUUCCUGGAUUUACUCUGAAUG
Lontra canadensis (Northern American river otter) is the source of this 998-nucleotide messenger RNA. RefSeq names its product membrane-spanning 4-domains subfamily A member 4D-like. The record is from RefSeq and is a predicted model, not a curated record. Bases 321 to 941 code for a protein of 206 amino acids. Lineage: Eukaryota; Metazoa; Chordata; Mammalia; Carnivora; Mustelidae. The transcript is spliced from 8 exons.